CCUCUGGUGGCUACGAUGACAAUCUGUGUAUCUUUUUGAAAGGAAGUAAUUUGUAAAUGUCAACCAAAGCUUAUGAGCAUGAGGGAAAUAUGGGUGUAGCAGGUUGCCGAUGUUAAGCUCAUGAUACGAUGCCGAUCUUAAUGAGUUACUAUCACAAAUUCCAGUACACCAAAUCUUACAUUUCCGAAAACGCGUCACUCGGUCACAGGUGUGGUGAAUCUGUGUGUUAAUCAUUUCCUGGUCUGGUAGUUACAACACACCGAAUUUGAACCGUGACUUCGAAUGUGAGCGCUGAAGAGACAUGUGUUGUGAUAACUGUAAAGGGUGGUGGAGAUGAAUACGACUGGGGAUCUGAACAUUUGUUGGGGGUUACUUCCCUCCUGGACGCCGGCUGACCUACCAUUGUCCCCUGACCCACACAAUGACUGUCCACAGCUGGAGACAUACCGGUACAUCAAGAAGACAGUACCAUGUCCUCCACCCACCAAACCCUGUCUGUUCUGGGCUGCAGCCAACAACAGCAUAUUAAGUAGUGGGGACAUUCAGCUGGUGACUUCUGUCUGUGGCAUUCCCAACAUUUCCGAAUGCAGUAAUUACCCCCGACUUAACCCAUCCCUUAUCGAGGAAUCCCUGUGUACCCCUGUGUGCCUUGCUUUGGUUGUCAGCUUAAGUUUGCUCCUGAUAGGUGUGCCCCUUGUGAUUGUGGGUUAUUGUUCAUUCAAAGGUCGGAAAAGGAGCCCAAGUGAAUCAUGCUGCACAGGGGUUUGCAUUUGUGUUGAUAGAGUUGUCAUAAGAAAGACUGGCCUGAACAGAAGUGAGUCCUGCUCCCCAGCUAUGGCCGAGAGUUGGAGCAAACCUGAGAUAAAUGUUACAGGUCUCAGUAACGAUGGAUAUGUCAAUGAAGAAGUCCUUCUUGAUUGGCAGAUGGAAAGAGUGGAGUACUGUAAUUCUGAAGACAAAGACCUUGACAGUGGCAUUGUUCCCAAUGCUGAGCUGAAGCCGGAUGAAUCCAUGGAGGAAAAUGGUGAUGUGUUUAGUGAAACACCGCCCAGCUCCCGAUGUGGUAACCAUGACCUCUCCACCCAGAACAUAUUAUCCGACUGUUAAAUUGAAUCUCUCUAUGCAACUUCUGAUGAUGUCUUUCCACGUUCAACAUCUGUUUCAUGCAAUAAUUUGCUACUCAUCUGGCGUGUGAUCUUGCAGAUUUCUUCGGUGUAGAACAUUUUCCUUUCAUCUUGAAUGUGCCUUUUUUGUACAUGCCUUUUGUACAAGUACAUGAUGUAUCCAUGUGCAGAUUGUUCAUUUGGAAGAAAUUCCUGACAUGUUACACCAUGGAACAGAGACAAGAUACUGAAAUCAUCGUUUUUUGCAUAUAAAGUGUUGUUAAUAUUGAAGCUGGUCUUCCAUUUCAAACCAGCCAAAAUUUGUUCAGGAUAAAAUAGCUCAAGUACUUUUUUUUCAUUGAUUGUGCUGUAAUUCUUGCAAAAAAGUUAAGCUUGCUUCAAUUCCAUAUUACCUCUUGGUACACUAUUUUCAAAUUCCCUGCAUUUGUUUUUCUCCAUAUUCGAAAGAAGAUAAACUAAACAAAUGCAACAGGCACUAAACAAAGCAAUCAGCGUAAUGCUAGUUAUCUCAAGAACUCGCUUAUUGUGAACUAAAGGCUGUAGGCUAUGUAAGGCAUAUACUUAUGUCAUCAAAGGACCCUCUCACUGGUGUUGUGACAUCAUUUUAUGUAUUUAUAUGAAAUACUUUACUAAUAUUUUGAUUUUGUGGCUUAUAUUCAAUUUACAUAAUUUAUGAAUUUAUUUUCUUUAUUCAUGCAUUGGCUCUGUCAACUGAAGUUUAAAUUUCAGUGAUUUUUUUUAUACAUAUGUAUUAAACUCCCUGGUGUUUAAGUGAAGAAAUUCAUAUCCCUGUUAUGUAUGAUAAGUUAGUUUGAUCUUCUUUCUGUUUUGUUAAUUGUAAGCAAGAUAAAGCUCAAUCAUUUUGUUCAAAUUUGUGAUAUAAUAAAGUAUAUAUCAAUAUCAAAAAAAAAAAAAAUAUAUCAAAAUAAAAUUAAGCAAAAUAUACUGACUUCAUGUACAGGCCUAGCUCAGUGCUGAUAAGCGGUCCCCACAUUGGUAAACUGAGAAAAGGAACAUUUAGGAGAUUAUGGUUUUGAAGCCCCCCCCCCCCCCCCAAAAAUGAUUAUAGUAUAAUUUAUGAUUUUUGAGGAUAUGCCUCGUAAUAACCUCUCUAAUUUAUGAUUUUUGAGGAUAUGCCUCGUAAUAACCUCUCUAUUUUGUAAUACAUGCAUAUUCCGUCAAUGGUUGUUAAUGGUAGGAAAUUACCUAAUCUAUGAUAUUCAUAGCAACACGGGACCUUCUUUAAUGUAUUUAAUGUAACUUUAAUGAUGCUUAUGUAUACGUAAGCUGCCUGACAACCGAAUGCAAGUUUUAAAACAUCCUUUUGUACUCUGUAAGGUCAAGUUUGAGUUUCAUGCUCUUUUGUUAGGUGUAAUUUUUAAUGAAGUUAAAGCCAUUUUGGUCAGACUUAAACUGUAGGCAUGGCAUCGUGUUUUGUUCAUUGAUACUAAAGUCAAGACAGACCAACAUAGUAGAUGCUUGUAUUGCAUAUUAAGUUCUAAUUUAAUGCUUCAUUUUCAUGUUAUGUACAUGUAUUUGUUGAAAAUUGUGGUUGAUAUUAUGAAACUGUCGAAAGAGCAUACUGACUGAGCAGUAUGACAAGCUCUUAGUGUUUGCAGGAUGCUUUUUAUUGUAGCUUUGUUCAUCGGAGCAUAUUUAUGACAUUGAUCAAUCUCUAAUUUAUUGAUUAUAGGGACUUAUGGGUUAUGGUUGUA
Messenger RNA from Liolophura sinensis, 2839 nucleotides. RefSeq lists its product as uncharacterized. Lineage: Eukaryota; Metazoa; Mollusca; Polyplacophora; Chitonida; Chitonidae. The record is from RefSeq and is a predicted model, not a curated record. The transcript has 4 exons. Bases 334 to 1107 code for a protein of 257 amino acids.